GGCCAGACUGGAGAUUCUGGAAAAUUUCUCGCGCAGCCGCAGAGCGCUUUCCAAGGCUUCCUUUCUCAGCCUUCUUUACACCGCUUCUUUCCGAGCAAAAGAGGAAUCAUUUCACGGACUAGAUUUGAUACCAAAGUCCGAUUGGAGCUCGGAAUAUCCACACCACGCAGCUUCUUCGUAACCCGGCGUCUCCAAGCUGGUGAGCAAGCAAAGGGGAGCAAGAAAGAUGCGGGAGGGCGCUGCUGAGAGGCGUCAGGGGCAGAGGCGGCCAAUGCUCCUUCCCUUCCUGCUGCCUUUGUUCUGCCCCGCGCUCUCUGAGCAGAUCCGCUACAAGAUCCCCGAGGAAAUGCCCACCGGCUCGGUAGUGGGGAACCUCGCCAAGGACCUGGGCUUCAGUGUCCAGGAGUUACCGACGCGAAAGCUACACAUCAGUUCCGAGAAACCUUACUUCAGUGUGAGCUCAGAGAGCGGAGAGUUGCUAGUGAGCAGCAGGCUGGACAGGGAGCAGAUAUGCGGGAAGAAGCUGGUGUGUGCUCUGGAAUUUGAGGCUGUUGCUGAAAAUCCACUGAACUUUUAUCACUUGAGUGUGGAGCUGGAGGACAUUAAUGACCACACGCCAAAAUUCGCGCACACAUCCUUUGAAUUGCAAAUAAGUGAGUCCUCAAAACCAGGGACAAGAUUUAUCUUAGGAUCCGCCCAUGAUGCAGAUAUAGGAACCAAUUCUCUGCAGAAUUACCAGCUUAGUCCCAAUGAUCAUUUUUCACUGGUGAAUAAAGAGAAAUCAGACGGUAGUAAGUACCCUGAAAUGAUAUUAAAGACAGCUCUAGACCGGGAAAAGCAGAAAUUCUACCACUUGACUCUGACUGCUUUGGACUUUGGGCAUCCACCCCUCAACAGCACUGCACAGAUACAGGUCCUAGUGACCGAUGCCAAUGAUAACCCUCCAGUGUUCAGCCAGGACAUAUACAGGGUGAGCCUUCCAGAAAACGUGUACCCAGGAACCACCGUGCUUCGAGUGGUAGCCACAGACCAAGACGAGGGUGUCAACUCCGAGAUCACGUUCUCUUUCAGCGAAGCUGGCCAGAUUACCCAAUUUAACCUGGAUUCUAAUACCGGAGAAAUUACUACUCUGCAUACAUUAGAUUUCGAGGAAGUCAAAGAAUAUUCCCUUGUUUUGGAAGCAAAGGACGGUGGGGGGAUGAUUGCGCAAUGUACAGUGGAAAUAGAAGUCCUAGAUGAGAACGACAAUGUCCCUGAAGUGUUAUUCCAAUCUCUUCCUGAUCUCAUAAUGGAGGAUGCUGAGCCAGGGACAUACAUCGCUCUGCUUAAAACCCGUGACAAAGAUUCUGGACGCAAUGGAGAAGUUAUAUGUAAAUUAGAAGGCGGUGCUCCGUUUAAAAUACUCACUUCUUCAGGAAACACAUAUAAAUUAGUGACGGAUGGAAUUCUAGAUCGUGAGCAGAACCCGGAAUACAACAUUACUAUCAGAGCUACUGACAAGGGUGACCCGCCUCUCUCUUCCAGCUCAAGUGUCACCUUGCGUAUAGGUGAUGUGAACGAUAACGCUCCAGUUUUCACGAAGGUUUCAUACCUGGUCCAUGUUGCGGAAAACAAUCCGCCUGGAGCCUCCAUCGCUCAAGUCAGCGCCUCCGACCCGGAUUUGGGAUCCAAUAGCCAGGUUUCCUAUUACAUCAUAGCCAGCGACCUGGAGCCUGAAUCUCUGUGGUCCUACGUGACCAUAAACACACAAAGCGGAGUGGUGUUCGCGCAGCGCUCCUUUGACCACGAGCAGCUGCGCUCCUUCCANCUGACACUGCAGGCGCGCGACCACGGAUCGCCCNCGCUCAGNGCCAACGUGAGCAUGCGCGUGCUGGUGGGCGACCGCAACGACAACGCGCCACGCGUGCUGUAUCCCACGCUUGAGCCCGACGGCUCUGCGCUCUUCGACAUGGUGCCACGCGCUGCCGAGCCCGGAUACCUGGUCACCAAGGUGGUGGCGGUGGACGCAGACUCAGGACACAAUGCCUGGCUGUCUUACCACGUGCUGCAGGCCAGCGACCCCGGGCUCUUCAGCCUGGGACUGCGCACAGGCGAGGUGCGCACAGCGCGUGCCCUGGGAGAUAGGGACUCAGCGCGGCAGCGCCUUCUGGUCGCUGUGCGUGAUGGUGGACAGCCACCGCUCUCGGCUACAGCCACGCUGCACCUGAUCUUUGCUGACAGCCUACAGGAGGUCCUACCAGACCUCAGUGAUGACCCUUUGCCCUCAGACCCUCAAUCCGAGCUGCAGUUCUAUUUGGUGGUGGCCUUGGCCUUAAUUUCUGUGCUUUUCCUCCUGGCUGUGAUUCUAGCCAUUGCACUUCGACUACGACACUCCUCUAUCAGGAAGGCAUGGGGCUGCUUUCAGUCGGAAGUGGUGGUUCCCCCCAACUACAGUGAGGGGACUUUGCCGUAUUCCUACAACCUGUGUGCUGCAGAGUUUAACUCCCUAACAUGUAAUGAUCAGUUGAAAUCAGGACAAGAUCUACUAUUUGCAGAUUCGGCAGGGGCCUUGUUUCCACUUUGUAAUUCCAAUGAGUCAACCUCCCAUCAGAUUUCGGAGGAUUCCCCUUCCGGAACUGUUGUGGCCCUCUUCAAGGUACGGGAUCGAGAUUCUGGGGAAAACGCAGAAGUCAUGUGCAGUUUAAGCGGAAACAAUCCAUUUAAGAUUCAUUCUUCUUCCAACAAUUACUACAAGUUAGUAACAGACAGCAUCCUAGACCGGGAACAGAUCCCAGGGUACAACGUUACUAUCACAGCCACAGAUAGGGGCAAGCCACCCCUUUCCUCAGGCACAACCAUCACUCUGAACGUCGCUGACGUCAACGACAAUGCACCUGUUUUCCAACAGCAGACCUACCUGAUAAACGUACCAGAAAACAACCAGCCCGGUACCUCCAUAACCCAAAUCAAAGCAUGGGAUCCAGAUGUGGGAUCUAAUGGCCUCGUCUCCUACUCCAUCAUAGCCAGCGACCUAGAACCAAAAGCGCUGUCGUCCUUCGUGUCCGUGAACCAGGACAGUGGAGUAGUGUACGCGCAGCGCGCCUUUGACCACGAGCAACUGCGCUCCUUCCAGCUGACUUUACAAGCGCGCGACCAGGGAUCGCCUGCGCUCAGCGCCAACGUAAGCGUGCGCGUGCUGGUGGGCGAUCGCAACGACAACGCGCCACGCGUGCUGUAUCCCGCGCUCGAGCCCGACGGCUCUGCGCUCUUCGACAUGGUGCCACGCGCUGCCGAGCCCGGAUACCUGGUCACCAAAGUGGUGGCUGUGGACGCAGACGCAGGGCAUAAUGCCUGGCUGUCUUACCACGUGCUGCAGGCCAGCGAUCCCGGGCUCUUCAGCCUGGGGCUGCGCACAGGGGAGGUGCGCACAGCGCGUGCCUUGGGCGACAAGGAUGCAGCUCGUCAGCGCCUUCUGGUCGCUGUGCGUGAUGGUGGACAGCCACCGCUGUCUGCCACUGCUACACUGCUCCUAGUUUUUGCAGACAGCCUACAAGAAGCGUUGCCAGACCUCGUCGAUCAUCCCAUUCCCUCCGACCCUCAGAGUGAGCUUCAGUUUUACCUGGUGGUGGCCUUGGCCCUGAUCUCAGUGCUUUUCCUUCUCGCAGUAAUUUUCGCCAUUGCUUUGCGCCUGCGACAGUCUUCCAGCCCUUCAUCCACUGGUUGCUUUGGGUCGGUUCUUGGUUCCAAGUCUAGACCAGUACUUCCACCCAACUACAGCGAGGGAACAUUGCCCUAUGCCUAUAAUCUGUGCGUGCCAGGAGAUCAACUUAAACCAGAAUUUAAUUUCUUCACAUCCGUUGGAGAUUGUCCAGCCGCACAAGAUAUUCUCAACAAAGAUAGCUCCUCAGCACUGUUGGCUAGUAUUUUAACUCCUGGUGUUGAAGCCGACGAGAAGACCUUUAACCAGCAAGCCCCGCCCAACACUGACUGGCGUUUCUCUCAAGCCCAGAGGCCCGGCACGAGCGGAUCCCAAAAUGGUGAUGAAACUGGCACCUGGCCCAACAACCAGUUUGAUACAGAGAUGCUGCAAGCCAUGAUCUUGGCUUCUGCCAGCGAAGCCGCCGAUGGGAGCUCUACCCUGGGAGGGGGCGCUGGCACCAUGGGUCUGAGCGCUCGAUACGGACCCCAGUUUACCCUGCAGCACGUGCCUGACUACCGCCAGAACGUGUACAUCCCUGGCAGCAAUGCCACGCUGACCAAUGCCGCCGGCAAACGAGAUGGCAAGGCUCCUGCGGGUGGUAACGGCAACAAGAAGAAGUCGGGCAAGAAAGAGAAGAAGUAAUAUGGAGGCCAGGCCUUGAGCCACAAGGCAGCCUCCCUCCCCAGCCAGUCCAGCUCCUCCUUACUUGUACCCAGGCCUCAGAAUUUCAGGGCUCACCCCAGGAUACUGGUAGGAGCCAUGGCCAUGCUCCCCGUUGGGAAACAGAAACAAGUGCCCAAGCCAACACCCCUCUCUAUACCCUAGGGGGUUGAAUAUGCAAAGAGAGUUCUGCUGGGACCCCCCUAGCCAAUCAGUGAUUGUACCCACAUGGGUAGCAGGGUUUGUGUGUGUGGCACACACACAAAAACCAUGCCACACUCCCUUAGUUACAGCUGAACUCCUCCAUCUUCCAACCCAGGCAGGCUCACCCAUCUCCUGCCUCCCUCUCCCCACCCCACCCACUCCUUCAGUCCCUCUCUUUGAGCAAGGUAGCUGGGCUGUUGGGGUGACCGGUGAGCUAAGCCGGCUCCUAGUUCUGAACGGUAGGGAGGGUAUUACAAUCUUUUAGCCUCUCCUUCAGUUCAGCUUUCCCCCAAAGCAUGGUUUGGUACCAGUCUUCUCAUUUCCUUCCAGAGCCUGAGACCAAUGCUUAAGUUUUGGGGGAACAGUCACCCUCCCUCUGGUACUGAUGAGAUGAUGCUUGCUGGAUUUUGGGAAGGCAUUUUGCUACUAAGCCUCUUUUCAAUGCCUGGGGACUACUCGUCUUUUGUUUUUCAUUGUUUGAUGUUCCCACUGCAUGCUGUGACUUCCCUACACCUCAAACAAGAGACUCCUUUGCAUGUCUGGAGACAGUAGGGGGUGGUAAACUAAAGGGAAGUUGAGUGUAUUCUGCUGGGAGUGGGGCAGUGGACAAAACAGCCUGUUAAUAGGGUCUUGCAAGGGGCUCUGUAUGUACCCAGGGGACUGGCUCAGUCCUCACAUUCUAGCCAUAGACAAACACCAGGCCAGACCCCUCCAUCCUGGUUCAGCCUGGGCAGCUUGGGCUGAGCCACCAGGACCAAUNGAUUUAAGCUGACAUUUCAGUCCAAGAAGACGACUUCUAAAUGAGUUUAAGAGCAGAGAGGAAAGAGGGGCCUCUGUGGGUGCUGGNUACUCCAGAGGUGCCCUUGGUAGGGGGACCAGUGGUCUUAGCAGGAAGGGAGGCCCAGCAAGGUCAUUCUUGGACCCUGGGUCUAGUCCAGUAGCUAGAAAAAGGGACCAAGUGGCCAUAAAGUCCCAGCCAAUGAUGGGGCUUUUCCACUGGGCCCCUGUAGUCCUCAAGCCCCUGGCCUCCACCUUACCAGGUGCCAUUUCUUCUCAGAAGGCCACUGCCCAGGCCCCCAGGCCGCCCCCUAGUGGCCAGAGAACGGUUAAAGCCCCCCAGUGCCUCCUUGUGCAUAGAACUUCCUCUGCCCUAGCCCUUACAGUAGUGUAGAAGCCCCUUCCCCUCUCCCCCCACCUUCCCGCUGGUGUAGAAUAGCCAAUAGUAUAGUGUGGUGUGCUUUUACGUGAUGGCGAGUGGGCAGCGGGCGGUGGGCUGUGCACAGCCGUCUGUCCUUUGAAUCUCAAUCUGCCUGCGCGGCCCGUGCUGUGUUUUGUGCUGUGUCCACACGCUGCGGCGACCCCUCCCUGUACUGACUUCUCUAUAAAAAGCUUCUCUUCGCAUAGUCACGUAGCUCCUGCCCAUCCCCCUUCCGAUAUCUCUCGCAAGUUUUAUACUCUAAUAUUUAUAUGGCUUUUUUCUUCGAAAAUUAAAAAUAAAAAAUGGUUUCUUCUGAAAA
Messenger RNA from Mus pahari (shrew mouse), 6060 nucleotides. Its product is annotated as protocadherin gamma-A4. The record is from RefSeq and is a predicted model, not a curated record. NCBI's taxonomy places the organism in Eukaryota, Metazoa, Chordata, Mammalia, Rodentia, Muridae. Gene Ontology annotation, molecular function: calcium ion binding. Bases 227 to 4321 code for a protein of 1364 amino acids. The transcript has 5 exons. Gene Ontology annotation, cellular component: plasma membrane. Gene Ontology annotation, biological process: homophilic cell-cell adhesion.